Molecule: messenger RNA, 1032 nt
Organism: Alternaria atra
Lineage: Eukaryota; Fungi; Ascomycota; Dothideomycetes; Pleosporales; Pleosporaceae
Exons: 2
Coding region: 1-1032 (343 amino acids)
Source: RefSeq, a predicted model, not a curated record
AUGGAGUCCAAGAAGAAGAAAAAACGGGGCCGUUCACCUUCAAAUGAUAACAAUCCUCAAACCAAAGCCCGCAAGUCCAACAACCCUCCCGAAGCCGAAACUCAAAAACUUUCCAAAUGGCCGAGAGGCCUCGGUGGACCCAAAGGCAUGAAGUUGAAACAACUACAAUACCACAAAUUCGAAAAAGACGUCGUCAUCUAUCACUACUGCGCCUCUUUCAUCACCGUCACUGACUUUCGCUCAUUGCUCAACCGGCAACAACACGGUUACGUCAAUUACCUCCUAGGCCCUGACCCACUGUCCUCCACCCCCACCCCACCAGGCGACGAACCACCACCUGGUUGCCUAGAAAUCGGCUACCUUCCUUCCGUUUUCCAUAUAGGCGAGUGGCUGUGCUUCAACACGGAUAUCAAGAGCACUAUUCUCGACCAGCUCGAUAUCAAUACGUCCACGCAGCAGAUGCUGUUUGAACGUGUUGGAGAUCUGCCUAGGCCGCCGCCGCCAGAGAAGAAGUGGUCUAGGACGGUGGCUUACACGGAGCAUAAAGAUUGGUUUGAAAGUUUGAGAGAGGCAGGGAGGAGACCGUUUAGGUUGGGGGUUACCUGGAGGACGUGGGGGACGGAGUUGAUGAUUGACGGGAUGAGGAAGAGGGAUGAGCAGGUUAGGUUGAAGGAGAGACGGGAGAUUAUGCGGGAUGUUGCGGCUACCGAUGCCGAGAGCGACGGCUAUAGCGAUGUUGAGGAAGAAGAGGACGAACGAGGUGAAGAAGAAGAACAAGACACCGAGUAUGCCUAUCAGCGCAAAGCCGAGAGUCCAGGAACGACAGGCCGACACAUGCCCCUUGUAUACCACGACCCAUCAUCUUAUCAGGCUGUUGUACCGCAGAAGAGCUCCAGAUCAAAUCACUCGCGAUCGUCUUCUAACGCAUCCAUGCUGAGCGACCGAAUUAUCAACACUCCACGGACACAGCCUCCUUCGUCAACGACGCUGAAGUCGAAAGAGCAGCUGUUGCUAGAGGGUGGAUACGUUUGA